Messenger RNA from Cladocopium goreaui, 1509 nucleotides. Lineage: Eukaryota; Dinophyceae; Suessiales; Symbiodiniaceae. The record is from the annotation of a GenBank genome assembly.
AUGCAGAAGCUGAAGGCGCUGUCAGCUCUGCUCCGUUUUCUCCAGGAGUUUUUGGCUUCGAAUCCAGGUCAGUUGCAGAUUGAAUCCACUUUUCGGGCGCUGGUGCAUGAGUUGCUCUUCAUCUACGAUGCCCUCCUGACUCAAGCGCUGGAGAAGGGCUGCUUGUACGGCCACGCCUUUGCACUGGUGGUUUCUAUGAUCCGCGUACACCUUCUGCUACUGGUAGCUGGUUUGGUGCAGGACCUUUGCGGCAGUCUCAUUGUUUGUAUCAGGAAGUCUGUGCAACGUUUGCUCGCGCCGCUAACUGAAGCCUUCUACCUGCUUGUUGGGCUUUUCGCCAGUGCACGGCGUGAGCGCCCAGUGGUGCCACGGAAGGUUCUUUCUGUCAGCCCGAUCUCAUUGAAUGCCGCGGCCAUUCGACAUCGCACAAGGGAAGCCCUGGAGAACCUGGCGUGCAACACGGCAGCCAGAGAAUCGUUGGCAAAAGCGGGACUGCAGCCAGAGGACGUCUCCUUUCACGCUGCAGAGUUGAACCAUAUACAAGAGAGGUGCCAGCCCAUGCGUGAGAGAGGAAACGGAGACUGGUGGCUCGCUGAGGAUGGGCCCGUAUCAAUGCUUGCUGGUCAACGUGAUUUGCGAUGUUCAGAUUCCUUGCGGGUGCUGGGAGUUCUUCUUCCCCUGCCAUGUACUGUGCUGUUAUUGGAGCAGAUCUUGGAAGGUGCCAGCAUGCCUUUGCCUGGGGCGCUCUUUGGCGCUUGUGGCAUUUUGUGUGCAGCAUCUGUUGGUUUGCUCAAUGGAGGUUAUUUGGCCUGGCCAGCGCGGCUGCUGACUGCACUCCGCAUUCUUCUGGCAAUCCUGGGGGCAGCCGCUGCGGAAGCAAAGAGCGAGGGCUAUGCUGUAUUGUCGGCAGCACUCCUCGCUUCCAUUGACGUAAGGCCACUGAGCCCCAAACGAUCUCGGGGCCGCGCCCAGCUGGCAGCUGUAUUUGUGGCACUGCAUGUGAUGACGCUGUCGGUGCAGCACUGGGCGCAGCUCGAAAACGAGGCUGAGACCGAAGAGGAGGGCCUGGUUCAACAGGACAGGUGCAGUCUCUUCCUGUCUCACACCCCUGUGCCUCAGCACUUUAGGCAAGUUGGCAAGCAGGACCAGACCGAACACCGUGCAGACAACAAAGGCCGAGAGAAAGAGUCGCGAUUUAAGGUAGUCUCCCUCAAGCGCGGGGUGGUGCAUGAGGGUGCAUUCUCCGUGCUAUUUCAGAUGGAACGAGAAGCUGUUCUCCCAGAUUUAGUGCUGCGGCAGCAACAGAUGGAGGCAGACUGCAGCUUUGUUACAGCAGAUUGGCAACUAUGCGUUGCAGCCAAGCACGGCAGCCUGUUGGCAAUGUGCCUCCGAAAAGCUUCCGGGGAACUAAAAACUUGUCAGCAGCGCUCGAGGAAAAGUCGAGGAGACGCAGAAGUCUUUCGCGCCAAGCCUUCAAGAGCAAUUGCAGCAUGUCGAGGUCAGCUGUAG